AUGAAAGUGGUGUCAUUGAGAGGAAUACGGAAGGCGAUUGCCAUCUACACGCUGUUGGUCUUGAUUGCGCUCAUCGGAGAAUUGGAUUCCCACGAGUUGCGGCCGUCGUACCACGGACUCGACUACCAGAGUUCUGCGGCGGUGGCGGGACACGAGUCAGCGCCGGAGAUGAGGUCGUUCUUCGGCGGAUCUUCUUCUCCGACGUCGACCGUGGCGAUGCCGAAGGCCAUGAACUCCAACUCCACUAACAACGACACGUCGUGGUGGGGAGGCCAUUCAGCCGGUGGGAAAGAUCACGUGAGGGAGGUGCUGCUGGUGGCUAGCGUAGCGUGCGGCAUCACAGGUGUCGCUUUGUUAGUGGCCUCCACUCUGAUUUGCGUGUUCAAAUCCCGACGACAAAGAUCACCGCCGGUGCCACCACCAACUUCGGCGGUGUCUGCAUCAUCAUGUCAUGAUGCUGAGAAUAAGUUGCAGAUAGUGGUUCGUGAUUCUUGA
This is a messenger RNA of Juglans regia (Persian walnut), 495 nucleotides long. RefSeq lists its product as uncharacterized. The record is from RefSeq and is a predicted model, not a curated record. The coding region runs from base 1 to 495 and encodes 164 amino acids. The transcript has a single exon. NCBI's taxonomy places the organism in Eukaryota, Viridiplantae, Streptophyta, Magnoliopsida, Fagales, Juglandaceae.